GAUGGCGCUUCCACUACGACCCUCAGUGCCAAGCUCCCUCACAACGUGGGAUAUGGCGCUUGUGUAUGGGUCCGCUGGGGUCGCCGGAGUCGAAACUCACGUCAAGAGUCUCAUCGCGGCCGCAGAGGACAACGUCAGACGACUCACGACGCAAAUCCACGAGUUGACUCUCGCACGGGAUAGAGAGAACGCCAUCCUGAUCCGACUUCGCCGCCUCGUCACUCCCAUCGCUAAGCUUCCGGAGGAGGUGCUCGUGCAGAUAUUCAAACUCGUCGUCGCGACACCCCGCUUUCAUCCCCAUGACGACUUUAUGGGCCGCUACGGGUUCAACUCGACGGAGCGGACUAUGUACAGCGAUAAGACGGCGGCUAUGCGCAAGACGCUCGGUCUGGCCAGAGUGUCGACUGUGUGGCGGCACGUGGUUGCAAGCAAUCCAAGUCUAUGGACAGACUGCAUUGUCAGUGUUACGAUGGAGCGCACAGGAGAGAGCGCCUUGGAAGGAUUGAAUCGGUUACUCGGUCGCUCCGCUCCAUACCCUGUGUCCCUGUCGCUGUGUUGCCCCAAGGAAUCCGCACUUUUCCAUCCUCCAAGCGUAGAGAUACUGAGGUCCACCGCCGGACGGUGGAGGAGCGUCGAGAUGGACUUUGACUCGUUGCAUCACUUGGUGGGCUUCGGGACUACACAGUUCCAUUCACUAGAGCGGCUACGCAUAUAUCGCGGGUCUUAUAACCAAAAGCAAGAGGACACCGACUUGUUUCUCGACUCACCACGCCUUUGGCAUGCCAACAUCGAGAGUGAUCGGCCGGACCGCAUUCGAUUGCCGUACUCUCAACUCACCGUGCUCGAGCUAGUUGCGGACUCGGCGCGGGCGUGCCGAGCGGUGUUGCUGCAGUGCACGAACCUCGUGAAAGCGAAGAUCUGCGCCGACCACCAGUGGGAUGGGUCGCCCUUGGCCGCCGCGUCCCCGCUGGUCACAUUCCCGCACCUGGAGACGCUCGAUCUGGAUCUGGGCGAGGGCCUGGCGGAUGACGACGUGGAUUCGAUGGACGCAUUUCUCUCCGUGCUGGACGCCCCCGCGCUGACGAAGCUGGUCGUGUGCUGGGACAGCGUCUGCAACUGGUCAGGCAGCCUGUGGCCGACGCCCGCCAUGUCUGACUUCCAGCGGCGGUCGCCCAAGAUCGCGUCGCUCGAUCUGCAGUUCUGCAACAUCGAGCGCGACGAGCUGCUCACGUUCCUGCGGUUCGCACCGUGUCUGACGGAGCUGCGGAUCCGCUACUCGUGGAACUGCGUGGACGAUCUGCUGCUCGAUGCGCUGCGCGUGGACCAGCAGCCGCCGUCCGGGGUGCCGCUGGUCCCGCGGCUGACGGAGAUCCACUGGAACUGCGUCGGCGAGUUCGACGAGGACGUAUUCGAAGACGCGGUGCGCUCGCGGUGGUGGAGUGCCGGUCGCCCCGCGAACUCCCAGGUCGACCGUCUGACGAAGGUGUAUGUCAGGCAACGGGACGACGAGGACUCGAUGUUCUCCUACGAAACGAUCUGCCACAUGCAGGACUUACGGGCACAGGGACUGGACUUGCGGUUGGAUGAUUUCGAGGACGAAAGCUAUUAUUGAUAUGGAUAUACUGUAUACCGAUUAUGCGGUGUACUGUAUACUGAUUAUGCGGCAAUCUAAUCCUGCCGCACCCGUGUUUUCUACAAUCGAGUAAUUUAUGCCAGACGCGAGUUGACGGCCGUGAGAACGGCGUUCGGAUGCACGCUUUGAUAUUUGAUGGGGUAUGAGCCGCGCCCUAUCCCGAUAGCCCCCUGUCCCCCUCUCUCAGCCUCUGCUCAUAAGCAAGGUUUUCUCGCGUGCCAAAGUGCUACAACUCCCACAUCUCCCUUGAAGAGUCAAAAUAUCUCUCUGAAUGUCACUUGAGAGAAAUCGGCACUGGAUAUAAUAUGCGCUGGCAAACCGGAUAGUGGAAAACUCCUCCCCAAGAGCACUAUAGACUCUGAAAGGCUGCCAGGCUAUGUCGCUGAUGACUCUCGAUGUUUGGAUCCUCAUUCUCCGCUCGAUCUCGGCCUCCAUUGAGAUCCCAGAAGGAGCGCGAAACUUGUAGUAGGGUGGAAGCCUGGAUACAAACGCUUCUGGCUCCUACCUGGCUCGUCCUUGCGCUCAAAAACACUCAGAAAUCAAGAUCUCUGAUCUGAGGACAACCGCAGUCCACCAGUUCUUUCGUGUAUGACCAGCCCCCUCUCGUGGCGCACUGUUCUAUCGCCCACCGAGGGUUCCGAAAUCGAUCCCCCGGUCUAUGUAACACUCAAGAACAUUUCUCCACGCUUGGCGACGGCUCCCUAGCUCUUUGGAUCGAUUUCGUCGACCUUGUCCUCGGCGGUAUUUCCAAAUUAGGAAAUUGUCGUCUCGAGGACCAUGAGCGGGUUCGUGCGCCCAUAUUAUGCAGGAGAUUGGUAUUUGAUGUUGGGAUCGGGUCUGCGAUGGUUUCAGCGCUGGUUUGAGCCGCGAUGACACUGUCACACAGCACACGCUGGCGCUGUUUUCCCUCGUCCACGCAUUGUGCUGCGUCUCCAAAGAAAAGGCUGGGGCUGGAGUCUUCCCGUCCAGUGCUCAAUUGAAGGAUUUGCUGGAGAUUCACGACGCAAGAUUCCGACAAUCUGGGUCUCAACGAGUGGUGGAUAUCAUCGCGGGGCAGACGGUCGCUUCCUGACUGAUACGGGAUACCCUGUCGGCAACAUCAAGCCCUGUGGUUUUGGUCUACUGAAGAAAAUCCAUGAGCGUCGGUCAGACAGUAUGCAGCGUCGCCAAUCACUGGCGAGUGCAAGAAGUCGGUCCAAUCUGCAGUGCAUUGUCUCUUCGACUCAAGUGCCCGGCGUAUCACAUAAGCAAUCAAACACGCACCCAGUUUCCAUCAGCGAACUUUCCUUGCCUCCUUCAUCGACGGUGCGCUCCCUCCACAUCCGUUGACAGCAGGAAGUUAUCCGGCGCUUUACGCUUCAUCGCAUCAAUGCCAGGCCCUGAUCCCGCGGACGAGGCCGCUUUGGCGAUGCCACCACCCUCGACGAUCCCCCGGGCGACUGCACGGCCCAGCACCCGCGUCCGAGCCCGCAAAAUGACACCCGAAGCGACGAAUAUCCGCAGGCACCUUGACCCGUACACGCUGAUGUUCCCGCCGAGCGCGGAGAUGAUGAAGGCUCUCCUGCAAUACGGAUACACCAAAGCGCAGAUCAAGCAGGCGUGGAUGCUCCCCUCGUCGGACCAGCAUCCGAUUGCCCCUUCUCCCGCCCCAGCCUCAGCCCCAGCCCCAGCCAUCCCGGCCCCCGCUGCAGCAGCACCUCCUGCCGUGGCUGCCACGGAAUCAGUGGCCGAAGCUGUCGCUCCAAAGGCGAAGAAGAGCAGGAAGCGAAAGGCUCGUGCGACCGACGCAGACCCCAGCGCAGAACUCGAGCAGGGCCCAGCGAAGCGGGCGAAUACUCAAGCUGAAGAUGCAGAGGCCGAACGGCAUCGCUCGAUUCAGAACAACAUGACGUUCUGUCUCGACUCCUCGCUGAACCUCAUCCAUGGACCGGCUGUCGCUGCUGUGCCACCACCUCAAGAGAUGGGAACGGCAAACGAAAUGGGCUGGGAGACAGCACCGCUUGAACCUGCUGCUCCUGCUCCUGAUCCCGCUCAAAAGAAAGACAAGGGCAAGGGCAGAGCCAUCGACAAUGUGCCGACUAUCGUUUCAGCUCCAGUAGUCGAGAAACCCCUCAAGCGGAAGCGUCGGGUGAAGCAGCCCAACGCCGUUGCUGGUCCUUCGCGUCAAGUUGAGGUGCCGUCAGCUAGCGGCUCCUCGCUCGUGAUGCCGGCUUUCCAGCCCCAGCAAUACCCGGACUGGAAUGCCUACCCAACUGCGAAUAUGGACCCUGCUGGAUACUAUGCUCAGUAUGGCCCAGUUCCGGGACCCAGCGCCGGCUAUGGUCCGCAGUCUAGCUAUGCUCAAUAUGUCGACCCCGAGGCUGGCGCUACUGCAUCUUACUCGACAGACGAUCUGGCUGGCACCUCCCAUGCUUCUCACGGCCUCACGGUAGACCCAUCGUUGGUCAACUCCGAGACGGGCAUCGUUCCUCUUCCUCCCUACGUCGACUACAGCGCCACGAAUGCACAAGCACAAGCCUGCGAGGGUUUCGACCAGCUGGACUCGACCGGACAGCCACUCGACGAUAUCACCAACGAGUUUUUGCUGCGAUCUGGGCUGAUUCAGCCGGACUACCCGGGUGCGAUGACUGGGGAGGACUACAUCGAGGACCAGCAGGACGCCCAGCUGGUCCACCGUUCCCACGAGCUAUUCGAGCUCUUCAACAUCUCCUAAAUGCCUCCGAAGCGAAAGGAUCCACAUCCAUCCUCCAUUUACGCAACACCGUUAUUCUUUUAUAUCAUCCUAAUACUGUUCUUAUACUCUCUCUCAUCUGCCUCUCGUCUGUAUUUGUAUCUUAUGCUUGUGUUUGUGACUAGAUGGUGCAUAUAGAUGUACUGUACCAUAUGCUAAUUCCAGAAUUUCAGCACGUCGCGCGAUGUAAGAGCAUUUUCGUCUUCGAACGUGUACUAUCCUGGUGUUUCAGAGGGCUCAAUAUCCGAUUUCUAUUGCCAUUGCGCUUGUGAUAACUCAUGUGAGGUUAUCACCAUAACGUCACGCGACGCGACACGAUCG
Mycena citricolor is the source of this 4685-nucleotide messenger RNA. The record is from the annotation of a GenBank genome assembly. Lineage: Eukaryota; Fungi; Basidiomycota; Agaricomycetes; Agaricales; Mycenaceae.